GUCAGCGGUCUUUUAAACUGAGCAGCAGUGAUAGUUAGAGAGCAGCGGGGUGAACUCAGCCGCCGGACAGCCUCUCUUCACCGUCACCUCACUGUCCUCUCCUCUUAAAAGUUUUUUUUACGAAACUUUUCAUUCAGUCAGUCUUCUUCCAAAUGACCGUGACUCGAGACCGGCCGAUGACCUAUUCCAAAAUGAGAGGGCUUGUGUCGUUUUUCUCAGCUCUGCUCAAGGGGAAGAAAGUUGGCUUCAGUGAAUUCUUACAUAAAUUUGUUUCCGCUCAACAUCUCUGCCAACACCUGGACCCUCAGAAAAUCCUGCAGCGACAGAGCAAGCUGAGGAGGGAGACGGAGGAGAAAGGCACAGUGAGCCCAGUGAGCACCUCGCAGAUGAAACCAUCAGAUUUUGACUAUGUCAAAGUAAUUGGCAGAGGAAGCUUUGGAAAGGUGCUGCUGGCAAGACACAGAAAACAGGGAGGCUUUUAUGCUGUGAAGGUGCUACAGAAACAGAUGAUUGUCAAGAGGAAAGAGCAGAGGCAUGUGAUGGUUGAGAGGAGCGUACUGCUGAAAGGACUACAACAUCCAUUCUUGGUGGGGCUCCACUUCUCUUUCCAGACACCAAACAUGCUCUACUUUGUCCUGGACUAUGUUAAUGGAGGAGAGCUUUUCUACCACCUUCAGAGGGAGGGGUCAUUUCCCGAACCAAGAGCUACUUUCUACGCAGCAGAGAUAGCCAUGGCGCUGGGCUACCUCCACUCUCUUGACAUUGUUUACAGAGACCUCAAACCAGAAAACAUCCUGCUGGACAGUGAUGGUCAUGUGAUGCUGACUGACUUUGGCCUUUGUAAAGAAGGGGUGGCCAUAGGUGGGAUAAUGCAUACAUUCUGUGGAACUCCAGAGUACCUGGCUCCAGAGGUGCUACAGGGUCACCCAUACAGUCCAGCAGUGGACUGGUGGAGCCUCGGCACUGUGCUUUUUGAGAUGCUCUAUGGAAUUCCUCCAUUUUAUAGUCACACCAAAGCUGAGAUGUUUGAGAACAUUCUGCAUGCUCCUCUGCAGCUGCGUAGUGGAGUGUCUCCAGCUGCUCGUUCACUAUUAGAGGGAUUACUGGACAGAGAUGUCUCCAAACGCUUAGGGGAGAGCUGUGAUGUUGUGGAGCUGCAGGAACAUCUCUUCUUUGCAUCCAUCAACUGGGAUGACCUCCUGGCGAGGAAAGUUAGACCCCCAUUCAUCCCGAAAGUGACUAGUCCCUGUGAUGUCAGCUACAUCGACCCCGAGUUCACAAUACAACCUGUCCCUGCCUCUGUCAAUGAGAGGUGCCAGACAGGCGUGGCCAGUGAGGCCUUCCCUGGAUUCUCCUUCAUGAACCCAGUGGAGUUCGUGGCAGCAGGGCCGGUUUCAUAACGACGGCAAAUCCUCUGGGAGCAUGUUUGUUCAAAUAUUUAUUUUUUUAAGUCAUAAAUUAUUCAAUCUUCGUCUAUUUUUAAACACUUAGUUCAAAAUAUUUUUAACACUAACACUGCAAUGUACUGUACAUCUCACUGGUUACACUACCGAAUAAUCAUAUUUUUACAUUUGACUGUUUCUUUAUGUAUCGGUUCAUAUGUGAAAUAGGCUGGUCACUAUUUCACAAGUCCUAGAAUGAAACAAUAAACACUCAAUCUUAAAA
This is a messenger RNA of Acanthopagrus latus (yellowfin seabream), 1665 nucleotides long. It is a transcript of the gene sgk2b, whose product is annotated as serum/glucocorticoid regulated kinase 2b. Gene Ontology annotation, biological process: protein phosphorylation. Lineage: Eukaryota; Metazoa; Chordata; Actinopteri; Spariformes; Sparidae. The record is from RefSeq and is a predicted model, not a curated record. Gene Ontology annotation, molecular function: protein serine/threonine kinase activity; ATP binding. The transcript is spliced from 12 exons. Bases 153 to 1400 code for a protein of 415 amino acids.